AUGAAGGCCGCCUUUAUCGUCCUCACCACGGCCAUCGCCAUGACAGCACUGGCCGUUCCUCAUCGAGGGGUAAGAGACAGCAACAGAACCGACACAACCACCACCCUCAUGCCAACCCUCGUUCUCGUGCCCAUCCCGACCACCAAACUCCUCCCACCAGACACAACCCUCGUGCCGACUCCCAGCGAUAAACUCUUACCACCCUCUGCGUCCGCUGGGACAGUCCAGCUUGAUUCCAUGAACAAGCUCUUCGUCACGCUCACGCCGGUCCCCAGCCCGAGCCCGAACUCGACUGCCACGGGUAAGAACAGUAACUCGGAAGAUAAGGAUGCAAAGAAAAAAAUUCAUAUCCUUGGCACGCUGUGGUGUGAGCAGACGCUGAUGAUUUGUUUCGGGAUCAAAGCUCGGCCUAGAUGGUGCAUGGAAUUCGUUGAGUUCAUUAAUGUCUUCGCCCUGAUGGAGUUUCGGGUCUUUUCUAUUUUGUUUCAGCAGUGGCUUUGGGGCGGGAAUGGAGUAUGCGGUCUGAAUGUUCGACUUAAGCUGAUGAGCGGGAAAUCUAUUAUUAUCGCGCCGAUAGCCAUGUGA
This is a messenger RNA of Aspergillus pseudoviridinutans, 585 nucleotides long. RefSeq lists its product as uncharacterized. Lineage: Eukaryota; Fungi; Ascomycota; Eurotiomycetes; Eurotiales; Aspergillaceae. The record is from RefSeq and is a predicted model, not a curated record. The coding region runs from base 1 to 585 and encodes 194 amino acids. The transcript is spliced from 4 exons.